Messenger RNA from Manduca sexta (tobacco hornworm), 3047 nucleotides. RefSeq names its product LHFPL tetraspan subfamily member 3 protein (gene Tmhs). NCBI's taxonomy places the organism in Eukaryota, Metazoa, Arthropoda, Insecta, Lepidoptera, Sphingidae. Gene Ontology annotation, biological process: sensory perception of sound. Gene Ontology annotation, cellular component: plasma membrane. The record is from RefSeq and is a predicted model, not a curated record. The transcript has 4 exons. The coding region runs from base 347 to 1177 and encodes 276 amino acids.
UCAUUGCGCCAUGACACACUUUGUUAUUUCAAUUCAAAAACACAAGACUAUAAAAGUAAACGUAAAAUAAAGUAAGAAUUUAAAGGCAAUAGGUCAAACUUGCAACUUGAUUACUUAUCCCCACCUAGUCGUGUCGGAAUGGCGCGCGGCGAGAGGUUGUCUUGACUGCUGCUUGAGUGUUGUGUUUUAGUUUCCUUCGUUCCGCGUCGUGUCUCCCGCGUCCUCGAACUGUUUGCAAUCAAGAAAACUGUGAAAUGAUACCAAACGGGCUCUCAAACUGCAUCUGACGAACAAUGUGCUGACAAAAGUGUUUAUAGUGAAGUGUAAAAUAUAAUAAAGAUAAAAAAUGGGUUCCAAAAUCGAGUACGUCGAUUCAUCGCACCUUUACGCGACCAACUACGUUCGUAAUUCGAAAGCUAUAGGCGUGCUUUGGGCGAUAUUUACGAUAUGCUACGCGAUUAUAAGCGUUGUUGCCUUUGUGACUCCAGAAUGGAUUGGGGAUUUGGAGACGGAAUAUCCAAGGAAGUUUGGUUUGUGGCAGAUAUGCAGGGCGGAUGAGUUAGAGGACUGUAAAGGGCGGCUGGACGAUUUCCUUUCGAUAAACGGGUUCGUUUUCAAAAUCGCCACGGUGUUAGUGGGUGCAGCGGUCGCUCUGGCCCUGUUUACAAUCUGUGCCAUGCUACUGUUCUUUUGCCAGUCGACGACGGUGUUCCACAUCUGCGGCUGGCUUCAACUAUUAUCCGCGGCAUGUAUGGUGGCCGGCGUGGCGGUGUACCCUGCAGGCUGGAACGAGACGGCCGUGCAGGAGACUUGCGGGCCCACUGCGGACCAGUACAACAUAGGUCGCUGCCACAUCCGCUGGGCGUACCUGCUGGCGGUGAUCGGCUGCCUGGACGGCAUCGUGCUGGCGGCGCUGGCCUUCAUCCUCGCCACCCGCCACGUGCGCCUGCAGCCCGACACCGGCUACCCGCCGCCCUCGCUCUACAAAGGCGAGAUCAACAACGGGUACGUGACGGACGCGACGUCGGUGAGCGGGUCGCGCAAGUCGCUGUCGCUGCAGCCCGUGCUGCUGGUGCGGCCGCACGCGCUGGAGCCCGACGCCUACAGCCACUACUCCGGCCGCGCCCGCGCCAAGCACGGCCUCUACGCCAACACCAUGCACAACUACCAGCUCUAGGCACCAGCGACUUCUCCACCAAAUGAGACCACUAACCGACAUUUUCAAUGAAGGAGUCUCAAUCUUCAAUAUGAUUCCCAGAAUAAACCAACGACACCUUCUCGAAACCAGAUCACUAACCGUCAUUUUCAAUAAACUAUCUCAAUCUUUAAUCUGAUUCUGAUAUUGAACCAAUCAAAGUAAGUCAUUUGUAAGUGUCAAAAUACAGUGCUCUGAUUGGUUCAUAUUUAGAUAGAUCAAAAAAGGGGUUGAGAUCGUUUAUUGAAAAUGAAGGUAAGGUAUCGCGGAAUGUUGAGAAUUUUUUGCGGAGAAAUUCAAUGUUAUGAAAGUUGAUAAAGCAUCUGUAUAUGUGCGUCCAUGUUCAUUAAUGUAAAUGAAAAACAAUUAAAUUUCUACACGGCAAAAAUCUGCUUAGACUAUUUUGACCGACGCGUAUUAUCAACUAUUCUUGUCUUCCUAAGGUAUUGUACAAUUCCAAAUGUUUAUGGAUAACCUGUGAUUUCUAUUCUCAUGAAACUAUCUACUAUAGUGUAUCAUUUAAAAUUAAAAUGAUUACAUACUGUAUGACCAACAUAAAAAAAUGUGAUGAUAUUUUUUAUAAUUCACAUUAGUGUUCUCCUUCCCAAGAAUCUUAUAUAAUAUUUGUAGCUAUUUUUUACUUGAGUAUACUUUUUUACCCAAAUAAAUAUCGAAUUGAAUUACUAAGAUUUUUUAAUCUAUGGUUUGAUAUGACACUAUGGCUUCUAUUCUACGCCAUAAAUAUUCUGCAAUCCGAUCGUGAAUAGAUUAUAGUCUAUAGAAAAUGGAACCGAAUUAUUCGAAUCGAUGGUGAUUUUUAACCAACUAUGUGAGAAGUUUUAUAGUAAUUAUAAAUAUUUUAAGACAAUAAAAUUAAACAUUAUAAUUUGUAUCAAAGAAUGUAUUAUAGUGCCUUUGAAUAAUCCUAGCUUUUGCUGAUUUUAUAAAUAAGAAAAGCCUUUUCAAUAUAUUUAAUUUCCAUUUUUCCCUUGUGUAGUAAAAACUAUAGUUUCUAUUAAGUCUUUGUUCGAGUAGUUAUUAUUAUUCAAUGUAUUUCUUCUGUACCUACGCUUAAAACAACAGUAAAUAGUUGCAUAUCGGCUAAUUAUUACGCGACAUAACAAAAAUAUAAACUUCGUUAGAUGCAAACGCUAGUACAAGCCUAGAAUACACAUGCUAGUAAAUAGCACAAAAGUGUGCUUAUUUCACAUAAUGAUCAGAGCAUGGUUUCGGUUGUAAUAAAUUUUAAAAUGAUAAAAGUACAAAUAAGGAAAAUAUAAAGAAACCUGCAUACAUGAGUUUAAAAUCGGAAGGUAUGUGAACUCUUUCCAAAAGCGGCCAGCAUACUGAACAAGAUCUUAAAGAGCUUUGCCCAAUAGUGGAGCUAUAAUUAAAAAUGUAUUAUUCUAUUUUUAUUAAUAAUUUUUUCGACAGACCAAUAUGGGCAUGAGAUAUGCUUUCAAUAAAUAAUAAACAGCACGUGUUUUCUAUGCUUUUCAUCGUAAAAGAACCUUGUAGUAGUACCAUAUUCGUCCACUAGUGGCGCUGUACACAAUCUUGUAAGAUAAUCCGUAAUAUUUCUCAGGUCUGAAGGCACCACACGCCUAUAAUUACAAUAAAUCAGACAAAAGUAAUUGUGGUAUAAGAAGUGUGACGUUUCAUAUAGUAAUUUGUGUUAUUUCUCGCGAAGACAAAUGGAGAGCGGUUGUGAUGACUUCAGACCAGCUUUAGACCGACAAAGUUGUUAUAAUGUAUAUAUUAGUAUAGUUCAGUGUAAUGUGUGCCGUCCCGAGCGUGCCUUGUAGAAAGCAAUGUUAAUUUAAUGUGAAUUUAUUAAAGUUAAUUAAUUUUU